Stegodyphus dumicola is the source of this 1341-nucleotide messenger RNA. Its product is annotated as aldehyde dehydrogenase, dimeric NADP-preferring-like. Gene Ontology annotation, molecular function: aldehyde dehydrogenase (NAD+) activity. Lineage: Eukaryota; Metazoa; Arthropoda; Arachnida; Araneae; Eresidae. Gene Ontology annotation, biological process: aldehyde metabolic process. Gene Ontology annotation, cellular component: cytoplasm. The record is from RefSeq and is a predicted model, not a curated record.
CGCGUUUCGAUUUUAGUAUUGACUGUUUACGUGUGUUGGUAAAGAAGCAUGUUGAUAUCUGGGAUUCUUUAAGAAAUUAAAGCAAUCUUGUGCUUUUGUGUUUUAUCAGGAUUCAUUUAAAGAAACCCCAGAGAUAAGCAAUGGCUUCUGCUGCUGAAUUUUCAAAGGUGGUACAGAAAGCACAUAAUGCCUUUAAGAGUGGAGUUACAAAAAAUGUGUCUUUUCGAAUACAGCAGCUGAAAAACUUUUACAGAUUAUGUGCUGAAAAUGAACAAAAACUUGUUAAAGCUGUGAGCCAGGAUAUAGGAAAGCCAAACCAAGAAGCUGUCUUAUAUGAAGUAGAAUUCCUUAUGAAUGAUAUACGAUGUAUGCAACAAAAUAUCCGUAAAUGGAUUAAACCUGAACCAUCAGAGAAAAACUUCAUUACCUUACUGGAUGAAACUUUUGUUCAAAGUGAGCCAUAUGGUGUGGUUUUUAUUCUUGGAGCAUGGAAUUAUCCUAUUCAACUGUCUCUGAGCCCAGUGGUUGGUGCAAUUACAGCAGGAAAUUGUGUUAUUUUGAAACCAUCAGAACUGUCUUCAAAAACAGCUGAACUUAUGAAAACUCUUAUACCACAAUAUCUUGAUCCUGUAAGAAUGCUAUCAUGUUUUACUGGUGGUCCUGAAGAAACUGCUGAUAUGCUAAAAGAGGAGUUUGACUAUAUAUUUUACACAGGCUCUACCCGUGUUGGGCAACUUGUUCGUGAAGCUGCAAAUAAGCAUUUGACUCCUGUUACGUUAGAGUUAGGUGGGAAAUCUCCUGUAUACUUAGAUGAUUCUGUUAACUUAGAAGUAGCUUGCAGGAGAUUACUUUGGGGCAAACUAAUAAAUGCAGGCCAGACAUGUGUUGCACCAGAUUAUUUAAUGUGUACUAAAAGUGUGCUAGAAGAAUUAAUACCUACUAUGAAAAGUGUGUUAAAAGAGUUUUAUGGUGAUGAUCCUAAAAGUUCUCCAGAUUUUGGAAGAAUCAUAAAUGAAAAACAUUUUCACCGUUUAUUGUCACUAAUGAAGAAUGGCGAUGUAGUCAUAGGCGGUGACCAUGAUGAGUCGAUCAAAUAUAUUUCUCCUACAGUCAUAAAAAAUGUACAAGUGUCAGAUCCUAUCAUGCAAGAAGAGAUAUUUGGGCCUUUGCUUCCUAUAAUCACAGUUGAUGGUCCUGAAGAAGCUAUAGAUAUUAUAAAUAGCAAAGACAAGCCACUGACAUUGAAUGUUUAUUCAAAGAAAUCUGAUAUAAUACGCAAGUUUCUUGACAACACAUCAAGUGGAAGUGUGUGUGUUAAUGAUUCUAUAGUGAACCUUUCAA